UCUGACUUCACAGAGGGAGGAUGUUCAAAGGGGGUCUGACCGCGCGCUAGGACUCAGUCCGUGACAGGAUUACAUUCAGCUCAUUCUUCAAGAGAGAUGAACAGUAGCCCAUGUUGUGAACUACCCUGAUUAUCCUGGAGUACAAAUCUUGCGGAUUCUAUGGGAUGUGCCAAGUUAGAAAUUGCUCUGAUGAAUUUUCAACGUUUGUGAACUGAAGGCACGCAACCUGGAGUGUGACACAACUUUCCAUCUUUAUAUAAAAAGGCUUUGCAUUUUGAUAUCAAAAUGAGUGCCGUGGUUUUCAAUAAAUUUGAUAACCACAUUAUGUUUGAAAAGAAUGCCAAAGAGGUGGAAAUGAAGAGUCUAAACUAUUUGGAAGUUAUCGAAGGACAGCAUUCAGAUUUGUUGUCAAAUCACAAAGUUAUUGAUGAUGACCCUUCUAUCAAGCACAGGAGAAAUGGGUCGCGGUCGGGUGCAGGGAAGGUUCGACACAAGCGUCAGGCUCUCCAGGACAUGGCCCGUCCCCUCAAACAGUGGCUGUACAAGCACAGAGACAACCCUUACCCCACCAAGACGGAGAAGAUCCUGCUGGCCCUGGGCUCCCACAUGACUCUGGUGCAGGUCUCUAACUGGUUUGCUAAUGCACGACGAAGGCUGAAGAACACUGUGAGGCAGCCUGACCUUAGCUGGGCUCUACGCAUCAAACUGUACAACAAAUACGUGCAGGGCAACGCCGAAAGACUCAGCAUCAGCAGUGAUGACACGAAUUCCGAGGAUGGUGAGAACGCCUCUCGGAUGCCGUCCGGCGACGGCGAGUUCAGCCGGCCGUCGUACCAGAGCGUCAUCCAGCAGGACAGACGGGUGAAAGGGGUGGGGCUCAGGACUGACCCCGCCCUUUGCGACGACUACGUCUCCCCGCCCAAAUACAAGAGCAGCUUGCUGAACCGCUACCUGAACGACUCCCUGCACCACGUCAUGGCGUCAAACAAAGUCCUGGACUCCCGACGGAGGAACCACUCAGGGUCCUUUAGCUCCAACGAGUACGACGAUGACCUUCUCUCGCCCUCAUCAUCUGAAGUGGAGGCUAACGGUGUCUACAGAGCUGAGCCUUUGGACUGCAGCUCUAACAAAUGUGACAGCAGUAAUAAGCGAAAGGAGGGUGGGAGAGGAAAAGACGAGACGUACUGGAAGGAGAUCCACGCCGCCAUGGCCUUGACAAACAUGGCCGCCCAGGGGAAGGAAGGAGGGACAGCAGCAACGGGGACAACCAGCUGUAUCAUCCAGAAGUCCUCUCAUAUAGCCGAAAUAAAGACCGUCAAAGUGCCCCUGCUGCCCCAACACUAACUCAGCCCUGUCUUGGGGAGAAGACAACUAGAGAGAGGGGGAGAGAUUGAGAGAGGAAGAGGAUUUCUUCUGCACCGCAAAAAGUCUUUACAAAGGGAUUCUUACAGAAAAUGAGAGAGACAAUUCCCUCGGUUCUUUAAAUAAGAUUAAGUGACAUUUUUCAGAGACUUGACUUCCUCAAUUCCUCAAAUAUGAAUUUAUUAUUAUUACCAACUACAGUGUUUUUAUGAAAAGCAAUAAUUUUGUGCUUGACAUGCAUUGCAUUCACUGGCGUGCCUUCCCAUGACAGAGCUCAGAAAGAUGAAGAGGUUUCUUGGGUUUAUUUUUCUUGUUGGUCCAUUUGGUCAUCUGAAGUUUUAGUCAUCAGUGUUAUUGAACCUGAAUGCACAGCAGCUGACUCGUUGGAGGAAAUGUUCAUCUGUAGAACCUUUUCUCUUUAAUCUUAUGGUCAUUCAUCAUACAUGAACACGAAACCUCAUGUCUGUGGUCGGAAAAUGUAAUAUAUUCUUUGAAUGUUCACCAUUUUCAUAAGUUAUAUGACAUUCAGUGUUGGUACGGUAGACUCUGGAUUUUUGUCCUAUGACUGAAUGCGUAAGACAUUUUCAAGUUUCAUCUUUUGCAUAAAACCAAU
Molecule: messenger RNA, 1975 nt
Organism: Sardina pilchardus (European sardine)
Lineage: Eukaryota; Metazoa; Chordata; Actinopteri; Clupeiformes; Clupeidae
Product: homeobox protein Mohawk-like
Exons: 7
Coding region: 286-1344 (352 amino acids)
Biological process (GO): muscle organ development; regulation of transcription by RNA polymerase II; cell development
Cellular component (GO): nucleus
Molecular function (GO): RNA polymerase II cis-regulatory region sequence-specific DNA binding; DNA-binding transcription factor activity, RNA polymerase II-specific
Source: RefSeq, a predicted model, not a curated record